UCCAGUUUAAGUUCCAGAUCGUACAGCAUCAACACCCCAGGUUGGAUUCCGUGAAACAUCGCCUCGCCAUGGAGCAGCCGCAGAAUCUCCGGACGUUGUUCACGGACGCGAAAGCCGAGAAGGCGGCGUUGGAGGUGCGCCCCGACAGCAACACCGACGCCUAUCGCAGUGAUGUCAGCGCAACAAUAGCCAAGCUCGAGGAGUGUCAGCGACAAGUGGGCUUGCUGGCCCUGUUCAGCUCGAAUGAACCGCUGGAGGACAUUUCCACGACAGAUAUCCAAUACCUAACGGUGGAGUAUCUCCUCGCGGACCUCCUCCAGCGCUCCUACAGCUCCGACCGCGAAGCCUCCCUCCAACGCGCGCUCGCGCAAUACGAACGAUUCCUCGGCCGACUCGACGAUUACGAUAUUCUGAAUGAGAAGGACAAGAAGCUUUACGAACGUUACGCCGCGAAUCCUACCUCGUUUUCCCUGACCACGACCAACGACGCCGCGACCCGCAGGGAGGUGAAGAUCAACCGGUUCAAGGAGGAGAAGGAGCUGAAGCAGAAACUUGAGUACUUUACCAAUAACCAAAGCCGACUACAAGCCGACGACGAGGAUGUCCGGAAGCUUUAUCUCGCGGAGAUCGACCUUUACAUCCACCAGGCGUUCCAGUCGGUGGAUCUGCUGUCACAGGAGUUGACAAUGCUCUCGAACUUCCGCCGUGCGGCUCCGACACCCACGCAGGCCCUGGAGGAUGAUGCGAGGAGAAGAGGCGAGACAAAGGACUCGAGCUAUUCUGAGCGGCUGGAUCGGCCCAUUGCGGAGCUUCUAAGAGGAGGGAAGUUCGGGCCUAUCUUGAGUAAGGAGGGCAAGCCAAUGCAGCCGUUUACGCUGCUCGAUCGCAGAACACAGCUUCAGCAGGGCGUCUUCAGAUCCGGACACAAUCUCCCCACGAUGACAAUCGAUGAAUAUCUCGAGGAAGAGCACAGAAGAGGCAACGUCAUUGAGGGCGGCGGGGAGAAAUCGGGUAUAAAGCCGGAGGUAGAUGAAGAUGACUUCGACAUAGCUGAUCAAGAGACGAUGAAAGCCAGAGAGUGGGACGAGUUCAAAGAAGCGAACCCGAGAGGCUCGGGAAACACGCUGAAUAGAGGUUAAUAGUAUGUUGAUGACUUGAUGCACUGCCAAUAUAGCCAUGAAUUUAAUAAAGCAUUCUCUGCUUUUACUCGACCAUUUAGGGUCCCC
Aspergillus heteromorphus CBS 117.55 is the source of this 1226-nucleotide messenger RNA. Its product is annotated as IGBP1/TAP42 family protein. The transcript is spliced from 3 exons. Lineage: Eukaryota; Fungi; Ascomycota; Eurotiomycetes; Eurotiales; Aspergillaceae. Gene Ontology annotation, molecular function: protein phosphatase 2A binding. The coding region runs from base 69 to 1139 and encodes 356 amino acids. Gene Ontology annotation, biological process: regulation of dephosphorylation; regulation of signal transduction. Gene Ontology annotation, cellular component: cytosol. The record is from RefSeq and is a predicted model, not a curated record.